AUGCUUUUCAAAAAUCUUGGCUUCUGGCUUCUGGCGCCGAGCGCAGCUGCAUUGGCUAUUGACGCCUCCAACAACGGACGCCACGUUCGACGAGACCGCAGCUCCGGCAACUGGUGCGGUCAGGUUCUCCACGGCAACGAUUUUCGAGAUGUCUCUUCCGCCUGGGUGAUGCCGACAUCUUGGCCUCUUCCCGCUCACUACUACUCGCAGCAGCCAAUCUACAACUACCAGUGGGUUGGCAUUGACGGAGCCAGCGAUCAAUGCCAGGCUAUCCUUCAAGCUGGAACGUAUGCCAGGAUGGAAGACAAUGUCCUGACUUAUGGGUUCUGGUACGAGUUCUACCCCAAGGAAUCUUGGCUUAUGACUGAGCCAGUCGUCAACCCUGGAGACAGCGUUUACGUCCAAGUCAAGGCGUAUAACAGCACUUCGGGCUACGCGUACAUGAAGAAUCUCUCCACAGGAGAGGACGUUAUGAUUCCCAUGGAUGCUCCUGAAGGCUACUCCUUGUGCGGCUCGACGGCCGAGUGGAUUCAGGAAAAUGCUAGUCCAAGCGCCGCGUCGGGUCUGGCACCUUUCAACACCUUUUAUUUCGAGUAUUGCAGCGCGUCGGAUGCUUACGGUUACAACUACAACCUUGAAGGGUCCGAGAAAUGGUACAUGCACCCACUCAACAGCGACCCAAUCUGCUAUCCAUCCAACGUCUUUGGGGGCACUGUUCAGAUCAACUAUAGUGGACCGACAGCAUAA
Messenger RNA from Beauveria bassiana ARSEF 2860, 747 nucleotides. RefSeq names its product aspergillopepsin-2 heavy chain. Gene Ontology annotation, biological process: proteolysis. The record is from RefSeq and is a predicted model, not a curated record. The coding region runs from base 1 to 747 and encodes 248 amino acids. NCBI's taxonomy places the organism in Eukaryota, Fungi, Ascomycota, Sordariomycetes, Hypocreales, Cordycipitaceae. Gene Ontology annotation, molecular function: glutamic-type endopeptidase activity. The transcript has 4 exons.